Messenger RNA from Passer domesticus (house sparrow), 1814 nucleotides. It is a transcript of the gene HEY1, whose product is annotated as hes related family bHLH transcription factor with YRPW motif 1. The coding region runs from base 69 to 1304 and encodes 411 amino acids. Gene Ontology annotation, cellular component: nucleus. Gene Ontology annotation, biological process: Notch signaling pathway; circulatory system development; anterior/posterior pattern specification. Gene Ontology annotation, molecular function: RNA polymerase II cis-regulatory region sequence-specific DNA binding; DNA-binding transcription factor activity, RNA polymerase II-specific; protein dimerization activity. The transcript has 5 exons. NCBI's taxonomy places the organism in Eukaryota, Metazoa, Chordata, Aves, Passeriformes, Passeridae. The record is from RefSeq and is a predicted model, not a curated record.
CCCGCGGCGGGGGCGUGGCCCCGGCAGCGGCGGGCGGCGAUUGGCUGGGGCGGCGGCGGCGGCGGCCAAUGGGGGCGGGCGGGGCCCGCGCGUGGCGGUGCUGGGCGGCGGGCGGCGCGGGCGUGCUCUGCCGGGCUGCGUCCGUGCCCGCCGCCUGCGCAUCCCUGCCUCCCUGCCUCCAUCCAUCCACCCACCCAUCCAUCCCUGCCUCCUCCGUCCCUCCCUGCCUCUGCCCGCUGCCUCCUGCCCGCCCGCCCGCCAGGCGUGGGAACUCCAUGGGCGAGACGGGCGCCGGGCGAGGCGCGGGGCGCGCUCCGGGCGCGCUGCUGCCGCGCCCCGCCGCCCGCCGCCUCCCCGAGGGCCGCCCGCGCCCCGCCGCCCCCGCCAUGAAGCGGGCGCACCCCGAGUACAGCUCGUCGGACAGCGAGGAGCUGGAUGAGGCCGUCGAGGUGGAGAAGGAGAGCGCAGACGAGAAUGGGAACCUGAGCUCGGCCGCGGGCUCCAUGUCUCCCUCCACCAGCUCGCAGAUCUUGGCCAGGAAGAGGCGCCGAGGGAUCAUCGAGAAGCGCCGCCGCGACCGCAUCAACAACAGCCUGUCCGAGCUGAGGAGGCUGGUGCCCAGCGCCUUUGAGAAGCAGGGAUCAGCCAAGCUGGAAAAAGCAGAGAUUCUGCAGAUGACUGUCGAUCACCUGAAAAUGCUGCAUACAGCGGGAGGGAAAGGUUAUUUUGAUGCUCACGCUUUGGCUAUGGACUACCGGAGUCUAGGGUUUCGAGAGUGCCUGGCUGAAGUUGCUCGAUACCUGAGCAUCAUAGAGGGUCUGGAUGCCUCUGAUCCUCUGCGAGUUCGACUCGUGUCCCAUCUCAACAACUACGCCUCUCAGCGGGAAGCAGCGAGUAGUGCUCACACUGGCAUUGGACACAUUCCUUGGGGCAGUGCCUUUGGACAUCACCCUCACAUACCUCACCCGUUGCUGCUGGCUCAAAAUGGGCAUGGUAAUACCAGUACUACAGCAUCUUCCACAGAGCCACAUCACCAGACCAGAAUUGCUGCCCCACAUGCUGAGACUUCCUCACUCAGAGUGCCCCCAAAUGGCAGCGUCGGACCAGUGCUCCCUGUGGUCACAUCUACUACCAAACUGUCUCCUCCUCUUCUCUCCUCCAUGGCAUCUUUGUCUGCGUUCCCCUUCUCGUUUGGCUCCUUUCAUCUGCUGUCCCCCAACGUGCUGAGCCCAUCUACACCAACGCAGUCAGCAACGCUCAGCAAACCCUACAGACCCUGGGGGACUGAGAUUGGCGCCUUCUAAGAACUGACUCUUUAGCAAGGGUGGGAAAGCCUAUAAACCUAGCUGAGCUGGGUUAUGCCACCCUUAAAGUUGAAGUUCUUAGUUACUGGGACAAAGGUACAGCUUCACCUUAACUGAGUUUGUCUAAAAACUGUCUCGUUGGAUUUUUCUUUUUGUUUUCUACAUUUUUGUAUUAACAGGUUGUUUUUUUUUGGUUUUUUUUUUUUUUUUUUUUUUGGUAGUUGCUGAUGUUGUCCAAAAAUAAAAUUACAGUAGUGGUUUGUUAACACUUGUGUUAGAUCUCUGCUGAGCAUUUAAGUCACUUUUGUAAACAGUUUGUUUCAAAUGUUUCAUUUUUCCUGAGUACAUCAGACUGGCUUUUUAUGAAGAAAUACCACCUAUUAUUGUUAGCGAUGGCCUAGUUUUGUUACUAAUUUUUCCAAGACCAUUCUUCUCAGCAUUUACAAGCUGUGUUUUUGUUAGUAUUUUGACACUGAGAUGUUCUAUAAAGAAUUACUCUUUUGUAAACUA